Lycium barbarum (goji berry) is the source of this 912-nucleotide messenger RNA. Its product is annotated as auxin-responsive protein IAA4-like. The coding region runs from base 158 to 727 and encodes 189 amino acids. Gene Ontology annotation, biological process: regulation of DNA-templated transcription. Gene Ontology annotation, molecular function: protein binding. The record is from RefSeq and is a predicted model, not a curated record. The transcript is spliced from 3 exons. Lineage: Eukaryota; Viridiplantae; Streptophyta; Magnoliopsida; Solanales; Solanaceae. Gene Ontology annotation, cellular component: nucleus.
UAACAACAACCUACAAACUAUUAGCUAACUCAUAUUUUCUUAAACACAAAUACAGUGUCUUUACAAAAAUCUUGAAGAAGAAAAUCAAGAAAGUGUUAGAACUUUGGGUUUAUUGUUUGAGAUUUAAUUGUUUGUGAAGAAGCUUUUAUUACAAAAUAUGGAGAAAAGAUUGAAUCUUAAGGCAACUGAACUUAGAUUGGGUUUGCCAGGGUCAGAGGAAGAAUUUGAUCACCAACAAAUUCUGUCCAAUUCCAAGAAUAACAAAAGGGCUUUACCUGAAUCUGAAGAGGAUGAAUCAGAUUCAGAUUAUGAAGCCACAACACCCCCUGUUGCCAAGGCACAAAUAGUGGGGUGGCCACCAGUGAGAUCUUACAGGAAGAACACCAUACAAAUUACCACAAAGAAAACAGAAGCUCAUCAAGAAUCUGGAAUUUAUGUCAAAGUUAUCAUGGAUGGAGCCCCUUUUCUUAGAAAAAUUGAUCUUAAAUUGUACGAGUGUUACACUGAGCUUCUUAAGGCAUUGGAGAACCUGUUCAAACUCAAUAUAGGUGAAUAUUCAGAGAGAGAAGGCUAUAAAGGGUCAGAAUUUUCUCCUGCUUAUGAAGAUAAAGAUGGUGAUUUGAUGCUUGUUGGAGAUGUUCCUUGGGAAAUGUUCAUGUCAUCAUGCAAGAGGCUGAGGAUAAUGAAAGGAUCAGAAGCAAGAGGCUUGGGAUCAUGUGGACUAUAAUGUAUAUGAAAAAUCCCACACACAAAUUUAAAAUUGAUUUUUUUUUUGUUUUUUGAAAUAUUGUAAUCAAACAGAAGUGCAGAAAAAAAAGGAGAAACUUAUACUAUAAUUACAGGUACCAUUUUUGUUGUUCUUGCUGUAACAUCAUAUACAUAUAGCAGGAAAUAAAACGUGGUGGUUUAUAA